AUGGUGGCAACAUUCAAGCAACAUCCUAAGAAGUCCAUCAACGAUGCCGUGGCUUUGGCCAAUGCACCACGUAGAUCAGCAGCAUACAAUGUGCAGGAUGCCUGGGACGCCGUCAUCUCCGCGAACAGUCCCGGAGACAUCUCGCAAGCCGACAAGCUGAAAGAUGCAAGCAUGGAGGUCAGACGGGAGACCGAACGCUGCACUCACACAGCCCCGAAGUUCUCUGCCGAUGCUACAAUCGCCGUUCUGACUAUAUCAAGCGCCGCGCAAAUACAUCCCGUGAUCGCGACACGCUGGUCCGGCACCCUCAAGUCCAACAAACUAGAAAUCGUCAUGUGCGCAAACGAGGGCUACCUCCCCGACAAAGUCAACUUCUCGUGCCGCGUUGCAAAAUGCGCGAGAGCGCGCGAAGGGGAGGAGAAGGUCGACAUCAUCAAGAAGCUGGAAGGCAUCGUCGCAGGCGACGGAGAGUUGAGAAAACGGCUUGGGGAGAGCUUUGCGAGGGGUCACAAGGAGGCCAGUGGGGGGAUUGUGGGGAAGAGUGAAUGGGAAGAGUUUAAGAAGCUGAUGGGUGUAGGGGAAGCGAAGAAGAAAAUAGAUGGGAAGAAGGAGGAGAAGCCGGCGCAGAAGAAUACUCUGGCGAACUACUUCGGCAAGAAGGAGAAGAACGUCAAGGUAGAAGGUGCUUAG
Alternaria hordeiaustralica is the source of this 690-nucleotide messenger RNA. RefSeq lists its product as uncharacterized. The coding region runs from base 1 to 690 and encodes 229 amino acids. The record is from RefSeq and is a predicted model, not a curated record. NCBI's taxonomy places the organism in Eukaryota, Fungi, Ascomycota, Dothideomycetes, Pleosporales, Pleosporaceae. The transcript has a single exon.